Molecule: messenger RNA, 314 nt
Organism: Schistosoma spindalis
Lineage: Eukaryota; Metazoa; Platyhelminthes; Trematoda; Strigeidida; Schistosomatidae
Source: the annotation of a GenBank genome assembly
AUGUAUCAAAACACUUUGAAUACGUCAACUGAAAUCAUCACAGCAAGUGUCGUACCAUGGAUUUCAUCAACUGGAUCAAUUAACAACACACUGUUUGAGUCAUUUUGCAAGAUGCGAGUGGCUGAACAAUGGAAUGUUUGCAUCAACCAAAUCAAUGCCAACCAAAUGCUGUUAGCUAAUUGGACUUACACAUGCCCGAAAAUCAAGCUGUUUUAACCAAUCAAUUUUCUUGACCGGAAAUACGAACAUAACUUAAACACUGGUGAAUUUGAGUCGUGUAAGAUCCAGGUUGUAUACGAUUAUUUAUUUGUCAG